CAACCGUGUAUGAUGUCGACGUCAACAAAUGCCGAAAUGACUUUUUCUUAAUACAUGUAAAGUGUUUUCCACAUUAAGUGUUUCAUAUUCUUCAGUAUCUUUACCGAUGUGAUUUUUUCUUCUUUUCGGAUUUACAAGUUUCCAUUUUCAUUGUAAUGGCUGAUGCUGAAAGUAAAGAGGAUUUUGUAGCCAUUAAGAUGGACAUUAAAGUAGUCGAAAAUUUAUACAUGGGUGUUCAAAAAAUGAUGAAGUGGGUAUCUUUAGUAGCACUCACAGUGCAAAAUGCAUCUUUAAACUUGCUGAUGAGAAUGGCUCGCACCCAAGAAGUAUUAUUUGUAUCCAGUACUGCAGUUGUAAUAGCUGAGAUACUUAAACUUUUAUUUUCAUUAGUUAUGGUUGGAGCAGUUGAUGAAGGAAGUAUCAAGAAGUUACUAAUAGCUCUGAAAAAAACUGUUAUUAGUCAACCCUUAGAUACUUUUAAGGUUGCUAUUCCAUCAUUAGUUUAUACUGUGCAGAAUAAUUUGUUAUAUGUAGGUGCUACACAUCUAGAUGCAGCAACAUGUCAGGUCACAUACCAACUGAAAAUAUUGACUACUGCAUUAUUUUCUGUCGUUAUGUUGAAGAGGCGCUUAAGCAUGUACCAGUGGAUUGCCCUUUUUUUAUUAUUUAUUGGUGUUGCACUUGUACAGCUUGCACAGUUGACUACAGCUAAAACAUCAAACUCUACUCACACACAGAAACCUUUAGUUGGUUUUUUUGCAAUUGUGAUAGCAUGCUGUUUAUCUGGUUUUGCUGGAGUAUAUUUUGAAAAAAUACUUAAAGGUAGUGAAAUAACUGUUUGGAUGAGAAAUGUGCAAUUGUGUGUUACUUCAAUUCCUGUUGGCUUAUUCAUGGUUUAUGUUAUAGACUGGAAUGAAGUAUCUACUAAAGGGUUUUUUCAUGGUUAUAAUACUGUUGUCUGGUAUGUAAUUAUGUUGCAAGCAUUUGGUGGUUUGAUAGUUGCAGUUGUAGUAAGAUAUGCUGAUAAUAUACUUAAGGGCUUUUCUACUUCUUUGGCUAUUGUAUUGUCGUGUGUUAUUUCUGUAUAUGUAUUUAACUUUCAAUUAACUAGCAAAUUUGUAUGUGGAGCAUCACUUGUUAUAUGUUCAACAUUUUUAUAUAGUCGGUACCCACCAUCUGUUCCUGCUGUAUAUAAAAAAUGAUAAAAUUUACAUUAUUUCUAGUUGAAAAAAUAUGGAAUUUUACACAUCUUGCUUAUUUAUGUGCUUUUGAUUUUUUUUUUUUUUUUUUUUUUUUUUUUUAAUCUGAGAAUGGAUUACUGUUUGUUUAUAGGUCACAUAAUGUUUAUUUAGGGUAAUGCGGUCACAUAUUUUUAGUUGAUUUCAGUGUACAUGAAUUAAUUAUUUUUUGUACUCUUCUGUUAUCGGAACCAGAAUAAAAAAAAAUAUAUGAACGUGUGUAUAUAGACACACAUACAUAGUACGUACAUUGUACAUAUAUAUGCUUAAAUUUCUGAAUCUGGUCCUGAUAACAGAUUAGUACCUCCCCCCCCCCCCCCCCCAAAAAAAAAAAACAUAAGUUACCAUUUCAAGCUCUAAGUUACUCAUGAAUUCUGUUUAUAUCUAUGUAGACCUAACAUUUUAAGUAAAUAAAACAUAUUGAAACAAUAAUCCUUGAUGCCUGCAAAAUUAUAUCUGAUUCAAAAGUCAUGGAAGAAAGGCAAAACUGUUUCCUAUUACUCUGAAAUAUAAUAUUCAGUAACUUAUGCUGUUUCUGAAAUAAAUUUCAGAAUGGAAUAAUAUGGCUUAUUUGAAUAUCAAUAGCUUUUUAUAAAUGCCAGUAUAUGUGUGUGUGUAUAUAUAUAUAUGUAUAUAAUGAACGUUAAUACACAUCUUUGUUUCAACUGUGCCUUCAUUAAAUAAACUAAUUUAUUCAUUUUAUAUCUCACUAAUAACUAAUUUAUUCAUUUUACAUUACUUAAAAUAAUGUACGAAAACAUUGUCUUAUAAACUUUUUUGCAAGUGUAAUAUUUUAUCUUAUUCAUAAAAAUCUUCCUGUUUGUAUGCUGUAACAUUUUUUCCCUUGAAAUAACUACAUUUUCCCAUACACUUUUAAGAACCUCAUUAUAUCUGUGAAAAUGAAAAUAACAUUCCAGUACCAACUAUAUUCCAGAUUAUAAGAAAUAAUAAAUCAUAUUUUUUUUCA
Messenger RNA from Stegodyphus dumicola, 2205 nucleotides. RefSeq names its product UDP-N-acetylglucosamine transporter-like. The record is from RefSeq and is a predicted model, not a curated record. Lineage: Eukaryota; Metazoa; Arthropoda; Arachnida; Araneae; Eresidae. Gene Ontology annotation, biological process: pyrimidine nucleotide-sugar transmembrane transport. Gene Ontology annotation, molecular function: pyrimidine nucleotide-sugar transmembrane transporter activity. Gene Ontology annotation, cellular component: Golgi membrane.